AUGCACUUUUCGACCCAUCCUCAGGCAAUUAAUGCUGUGAAGCUUUACAAAAUGCUGCUAAAAGAAGCCAGAAACUUUCCACAAUAUAACAUACGCGAGUAUGCGAUCAGGAAAAUUAAGCGGUCCUUCUCGGAGGGCAGAAACUGCUCUCCAGAAGAUGCACAGCGACUAUUUCGGGAGGGCACGAAUUCUUUGGAGCUUUUGAAAAGGCAAUCUAUCCGCCCAGUAGACAAAGUAUUGCCGAUUGAUUUUAAAUUUAUAAACCACCAUUUCAAUUUUAAGGUUUUGCCGGUGCAUACGAGACUUUUAAUCACUUUAACUUCAAUGAAAGCAAGUAUGAUCUUGCGUUCACACAAGAGAUUGUUCUCGCUGAUGUCAUCGAAAAACCAGGCGAUUUUGCCCGAUCUUGACUAUGAUUACAAUGCCUUGGAGCCUUAUAUUUUUGCAGAUAUCAUGCGGCUUCACCACACAAAGCAUCACCAAGCCUAUGUGAAUGGCUUCAAUACGGCAAUGGAACAGCAGCUAAAGGCAGAGUCCACAAACGAUAUUGGCGCUCUGAUAGGCCUGCAAAGCAUGAUCAAAUUCAAUGGCGGUGGCCACAUAAAUCAUUCGAUUUUUUGGAAAAACCUGUGUCCCACGAAAGAUUUCGCAGAGCUUGAUCCAGGCAGUGCGCUGUACCAGGCCAUUGGCCUUCAGUUCGGCUCGCUCGAAAAUAUGCAAAAAACGCUAUCCGCAAAGGCGGCAGCGGUCCAGGGAUCCGGCUGGGCAUGGCUUGGGUUUUGCAAAGACAGAAAGCAGCUCGUUAUGACGACCACUCCAAAUCAAGAUCCCCUCGCGACAGUAGGAUUGGUGCCGCUGUUGGGCAUUGACGUGUGGGAGCAUGCAUAUUACCUGCAAUAUAAGAAUGUGAGGCCCGACUAUCUCAAGGCAAUAUGGAACAUUAUAAAUUGGAAAGACAUUGCAAGCCGGUAUCAAUUGGCCAGCAAAUAG
This is a messenger RNA of Mitosporidium daphniae, 990 nucleotides long. Its product is annotated as superoxide dismutase. Gene Ontology annotation, molecular function: metal ion binding; superoxide dismutase activity. Gene Ontology annotation, cellular component: mitochondrion. Bases 1 to 990 code for a protein of 329 amino acids. Gene Ontology annotation, biological process: iron-sulfur cluster assembly; superoxide metabolic process. The transcript is spliced from 3 exons. The record is from RefSeq and is a predicted model, not a curated record. Lineage: Eukaryota; Fungi; Microsporidia.